Messenger RNA from Mycena citricolor, 267 nucleotides. The record is from the annotation of a GenBank genome assembly. NCBI's taxonomy places the organism in Eukaryota, Fungi, Basidiomycota, Agaricomycetes, Agaricales, Mycenaceae.
AUUCACCGUUCAUCAUUCGUCCCCCGCCGCUCUAAGCGUCUGAAGCAGGCGAUGAUCAAUCCUCAACCUAUCGGAGAGUCCGAGGGAUGUGCAGAGCCUAAAUCCAAGAGCGAUCGGCCAUCAUCCACAGAUACUUUCAAAUCGCAACGUGCAGUGGAGCCGCAAGACUCCUCGAUCCUAGUCCAGGAUAUCGACACCAGUUCUACCGCCGUCCCAGGCGCAACGGCCGCUGCCACCGCAUCUUUCUCUACCCUCCGUUCUACGCGU